Messenger RNA from Pteropus alecto (black flying fox), 1908 nucleotides. It is a transcript of the gene HCN2, whose product is annotated as hyperpolarization activated cyclic nucleotide gated potassium and sodium channel 2. Gene Ontology annotation, molecular function: voltage-gated potassium channel activity. NCBI's taxonomy places the organism in Eukaryota, Metazoa, Chordata, Mammalia, Chiroptera, Pteropodidae. Gene Ontology annotation, biological process: potassium ion transport; transmembrane transport. The transcript is spliced from 9 exons. The record is from RefSeq and is a predicted model, not a curated record. The annotation marks the transcript as partial. Gene Ontology annotation, cellular component: membrane.
GCGCUCCUGCAGCCGGGCGUCAACAAGUUCUCGCUGCGGAUGUUCGGCAGCCAGAAGGCCGUGGAGCGCGAGCAGGAGCGCGUCAAGUCGGCGGGGGCCUGGAUCAUCCACCCGUACAGCGACUUCAGGUUCUACUGGGACUUCACCAUGCUGCUCUUCAUGGUGGGAAACCUCAUCAUCAUCCCGGUGGGCAUCACCUUCUUCAAGGACGAGACCACGGCCCCGUGGAUCGUGUUCAACGUCGUCUCGGACACGUUCUUCCUGAUGGACCUGGUGCUGAACUUCCGCACGGGCAUUGUCAUCGAGGACAACACGGAGAUCAUCCUGGACCCCGAGAAGAUCAAGAAGAAGUAUCUGCGCACGUGGUUCGUGGUGGACUUCGUGUCCUCCAUCCCCGUGGACUACAUCUUCCUCAUCGUGGAGAAAGGCAUCGACUCCGAGGUCUACAAGACGGCGCGCGCCCUGCGCAUCGUGCGCUUCACCAAGAUCCUCAGCCUGCUGAGGCUGCUGCGCCUGUCGCGCCUCAUCCGCUACAUCCACCAGUGGGAGGAGAUCUUCCACAUGACCUACGACCUGGCGAGCGCGGUCAUGCGCAUCUGCAACCUCAUCAGCAUGAUGCUGCUGCUGUGCCACUGGGACGGCUGCCUGCAGUUCCUCGUGCCCAUGCUGCAGGACUUCCCGCGCAACUGCUGGGUGUCCAUCAACGGCAUGGUGAACCACUCGUGGAGCGAGCUGUACUCCUUCGCACUGUUCAAGGCCAUGAGCCACAUGCUGUGCAUCGGGUACGGGCGGCAGGCUCCCGAGAGUAUGACGGACAUCUGGCUGACGAUGCUGAGCAUGAUCGUGGGCGCCACCUGCUACGCCAUGUUCAUCGGCCAUGCCACCGCCCUCAUCCAGUCGCUGGACUCCUCGAGGCGCCAGUACCAGGAGAAGUAUAAGCAGGUGGAGCAGUACAUGUCCUUCCACAAGCUGCCCGCCGACUUCCGCCAGAAGAUCCACGACUACUACGAGCACCGCUACCAGGGCAAGAUGUUCGACGAGGACAGCAUCCUGGGCGAGCUGAACGGGCCCCUGCGCGAGGAGAUUGUCAACUUCAACUGCCGGAAGCUGGUGGCCUCGAUGCCACUGUUUGCUAAUGCCGACCCCAACUUUGUCACGGCCAUGCUAACCAAACUCAAGUUCGAGGUCUUCCAGCCGGGUGACUACAUCAUCCGCGAGGGCACCAUUGGCAAGAAGAUGUACUUCAUCCAGCAUGGCGUGGUCAGCGUGCUCACCAAGGGCAACAAAGAGAUGAAGCUGUCUGACGGCUCUUACUUCGGGGAGAUCUGCCUCCUGACGCGAGGCCGGCGCACGGCCAGCGUGCGGGCCGACACCUACUGCCGCCUCUACUCGCUGAGUGUGGACAACUUCAACGAGGUGCUGGAGGAGUACCCCAUGAUGCGACGGGCCUUCGAGACCGUCGCCAUCGACCGCCUGGACCGCAUUGGCAAGAAGAACUCGAUCCUGCUGCACAAGGUGCAGCACGACCUCAACUCGGGCGUGUUCAACAACCAGGAAAACGCCAUCAUCCAGGAGAUCGUCAAGUACGACCGCGAGAUGGUGCAGCAGGCUGAGCUGGGCCAGCGUGCUGGCCUCUUCCCGCCGCCGCCACCGCCGCAGGUCACUUCGGCCAUCGCCACGCUGCAGCAGGCGGUGGCCAUGAGCUUCUGCCCGCAGGUGGCACGCCCGCUUGUGGGGCCGCUGGCGUUAGGCUCGCCGCGCCUCGUGCGCCGCCUGCCCCUGGGGCCUGUGGCCCACCGUCCGAUGAGGAUUCUGUUUAAGUGCAAUACUCGGCCUGACAGCUUCCCGCUGCCCCCAUCGCGCUCACGCAAUAACCGGCCCGGCCCCUGUCUGCGCGUCCUGCGGUGA